Molecule: messenger RNA, 1736 nt
Organism: Carya illinoinensis
Lineage: Eukaryota; Viridiplantae; Streptophyta; Magnoliopsida; Fagales; Juglandaceae
Product: probable serine/threonine-protein kinase WNK11
Exons: 1
Coding region: 584-1603 (339 amino acids)
Biological process (GO): protein phosphorylation; intracellular signal transduction
Cellular component (GO): cytoplasm
Molecular function (GO): protein serine/threonine kinase activity; ATP binding
Source: RefSeq, a predicted model, not a curated record
AGGUUCCACGUCCUUGAUCAAUAUAUAUAUACAAUAUGCAUUCAGCCAGAUGACCAUUACCAUUAAUUCGAUAUAUACCUGCAAAAUCAAUAUUCCGAUCCCUAUAAGUAAGGAGAUCAUGAUCAUGAUGAUAAGAUAAAUCAUACGAUAAGACGUUAGAACGUAUUCAAAUCUUAGUCAGAUUCUAUUGCUUAAGUUUAGCAGAUCCUCCCAACUGUCCAUUAUUAUCGAUCUGCACCCACUCCCCCUAUAUAUUAAGCCUUUAUUUCCCUUCUCGAAUUCUAACUAUUCACUGAUUCCAUCUGAAUCAAAAGUUAAUUAUAUUUCUCUUCACCAAUAAUGAAGUAGAUUUAUCAAAAAAGAAAAUCCUUGAUUUAUUAACCCUAAUUCUUUUCCUACUAGAACUGGUGUGUUUGUGUGUAUAUACGAUCUCCAUUGUUUAUUCUGGUCUUUUUGUCUUUCUUUCGCUUCUCUUUGUCCUCUCAUUGAUCUCAAACAUGUUUUGUCACCGUCUGUAUCUGAAGGAAGCUCGCACUGCUUACUUCUUAGUGAUUUGUUCUGCCUCAGUGUUCAUUUGAUUCUCAUGAUCAUUCGAUCUCAUCCAUUGUCUCACUAUUUGAUCUCCUCCAUUCUCAAACACACAAGAUUUCUUGCCUUGUACGUUUUCUUCUCGUUGUUUGUUUCUUGGGCUUUUGACGGUGGGUCGAGUUUUUUCUCGUCAAACAUGCCGUACGUUAGAUCGGAUCCGUCCGACAAAGACGCUGAGCCGUUCGUGGAGAUUGAUUCAACGGGACGGUACGGGAGGUACGGGGACUUGCUCGGUGCCGGAGCGGUGAAGAAGGUGUAUCGAGCUUUCGAUCAAGAAGAGGGAAGAGAGGUGGCUUGGAACCAGGUUUCGUUGAUAAGGUUCUUGGAUGACAAGGCGAUGUUGGACAGGAUACGCAAGGAGGUUUUUUUGCUGAGAACUUUGAAGGACGAUAACAUUAUUACAUCGUUCAGUUCAUGGAUCGAUCAAGAGGACAAAACGUUGAACUUCAUUACCGAGUUUUGUACAUCCGGAAAUCUGAGGGAUUAUAGGAGGAAGCAUCCGCACGUCUCGGACAUGGCCCUGAAGAAGUGGUCAAGACAGAUUCUGAGGGGUUUGGAGUAUCUCCAUUUGCAUGAGCCAUGCAUAAUUCACAGAGAUCUCAAUUGCAGUAAUGUUUUUAUCAACGGCAAUAAUGGGAAGGUGAAGAUUGGAGAUUUGGGAUUAGCAGCAACGACGGGGAAGGACCAUAUGGGACAUUCCAUUCUCGGGACGCCGGAGUUCAUGGCGCCGGAGAUUUACGAUGAGAAUUACACCGAAAAGGUGGAUAUAUACUCGUUUGGGAUGUGUGUGCUCGAGUUGGCGACAAUGGAAAUCCCAUACAGUGAGUGCGACAGUGUGGCCAAGAUAUACAAGAAGGUGACAUCUGGGGUGAAGCCUCGGGCAAUGAACAAGGUUAGAGAUUUGGACAUGAAAGUGUUCAUUGAGAAGUGCCUUGCGCCACAGACUGAGAGGCCGUCUGCCUCUGAACUCCUCGAGGAUCCCAUCUUUGCCGGAAUUGAUGAUGAAGAAAACUAAUGAUAUAAGCUUUAGAUCUUUGCUUUCAGUAGUGUACAGUAUAGUCAGACUUUGGAGCCGUUCCCUUGUACAUGUUUUAUUAACAAUAAAUUAAAGUUUGACGAUCUCAGUUGAGAAGGUUUGAAAAACCACA